Messenger RNA from Culex quinquefasciatus (southern house mosquito), 1853 nucleotides. Its product is annotated as UDP-glycosyltransferase UGT5-like. Bases 199 to 1770 code for a protein of 523 amino acids. Lineage: Eukaryota; Metazoa; Arthropoda; Insecta; Diptera; Culicidae. The record is from RefSeq and is a predicted model, not a curated record. Gene Ontology annotation, molecular function: UDP-glycosyltransferase activity. The transcript is spliced from 2 exons.
UUCAGUUAGAAAGCAUUCUAAUCUGCGCAAACAAAACGUGAGAAUUAGUCGCUUCUUUGGUGAUGUCGAGCUCCUCGUGGUUUAUGUGGCGGCCGGGCGUUGAUUGUUAGUAUAUACGUCGAUUAUAUUUAGUACACUUCUUGACCGUGGCAGUGAUUUGUCUCGCGUCUUGGAUGCAGUUCCUACUUGGCUGUGAUAAUGAACGGACGGUGGCUAGGAUUGAUAGCUGUGGUGUUAUUGGCGGGAUUGGUUGUUCCGUUGAACGGGGCGAGGAUCUUGGGAGUUUUACCGUCGGCAGGAUGGUCCCACUACGCGAUCGGGGAAGGUAUCAUGAAGGCUCUGGCCCGGGCUGGACACGACGUAACCGUUAUCGGUGCACACCGUUGGAAGGAUGCGCCCAGCAACUAUCGCGCCAUCGAGUUGAAAGAGUUAGUGUUCGAUAAAGGAGGAUCUGCGCCGAAUCUGUUCCAGUACCGCAACGCUCCGUACUUGAACGUGCUUUAUCAGCUGUACACCGAGAUUGGGCCGGCCUUAUCGGAAAUGAUUCUGACACACGAAAACGUGAAAGAAUUUCUGGCUUCUAAUCAGUCAUUUGACGCCGUAAUUGUGGAAUGCUUCGUGAGCGACGUUUUGUACGGAUUUGCACAGCAUUUUAAGGCUCCGUUGAUUGUGUUUUCUCCUUUUGGGGCGUCUUUGUGGGCCAACGAGCUUGUCGGAACGCCGUAUCCGUACUCCCAGAUUCCACACACCUUCCUCAGCUAUACGGAUCGCAUGAGCUUCUGGGAACGUGUCACCAACACGCUGCUCUGGAACGUAGAUCACUUCUAUUACAAGAAUGUUUUCCUGCCUCGCCAAGAAGCGAUGUACGACAAGUACUUCCCCAAUGCAACUGUUUCGUUGGAACAGCAAAGAAAAAAUACAAGCUUAGUGCUGUUGAAUCAGCACUUUAGUUUGAGCUUCCCACAUCCGUAUGCCCCGAACAUGAUUGAAAUCGGCGGCAUUCAGAUGGACGGACCAAAGCAGCUGUCCAAAGACCUUCAAGACUACCUGGACAACUCCAAACACGGCGUCAUCUACUUCAGCAUGGGCUCCAUGCUCAAAGGAUGCAACUUCCCCGAAGAGAAACGCAACGCCUUCAUCAGCGCCUUCGCCCAACUAAAAGAAAACGUUCUCUGGAAGUACGAGAACACAAGCCUCCCCAACAAACCAAAGAACGUCCUCAUCAAGCAGUGGAUGCCCCAGAACGACAUCCUGGCUCAUCCAAACGUCAAACUCUUCAUCACCCACGGUGGUCUGCUCGGCUCAACGGAAUCCCUGUACCACGGCAAACCCAUGGUGGGCGUCCCCAUCUACGGCGACCAACGGCUCAACAUGGCACGCGCCCGGAACGCAGGCUACGGAACCAGCGUAGAGUACGAACACCUGUCCCAACAGUCAAUCUCCGAAGCCAUCCAAACCGUCCUCGCCAACCCCUCCUUCACAACCAACGCUAGACUUAUCUCCGACCGAUACCGGGACAAAAUGGCCACCCCGGCGGAAACGACCGUAUUCUGGGUCGAGUACGUGAUCAGACAUCGGGGCGCCCCCCAGCUGCACUCGGCCGCACCCGAGCUAUCCUACGCCGAGCGGAACCUGUUGGACGUGUACGGAUUGAUGUUAUUAUUAGUGGGGUUGGUGUUGGCCGCUGUAAUUCGGGUGGUAAGAUCCGUGUUGGGAUUAUUUGGUUCGUCGCCAAAGGGGGAAAGUGGUGCCAAAAAUAAACGCGAGUGAGAACGACGUGAUGGGGGAUGAUGAUCGAAGCUUAAUGUGGGAUGAUGAGUUCAAAUAUUUAUCUGGUCGAUUGAAAGCGCACA